AUGGAGAUGUACGAGAUCUGCGGCGAGGAAGCCCCCGCCCUGGUCGCCGCCGUCGCGGACGGCGGAGACGGCGGCAGUCUGUUGGGCGCCAUGGAGCAGCUCAUCGAUCACGAGGACGGUGCACUCCAGCCCGCGGCUGCAGGUGCGGAAGGAGGAGGCGGCCUCUGUGGCCCCCUGCAGCAGCUCAUCGACUUCGGGGACCGCCGCCUGCAGACCGCGAGCUUCUUCAUUGUCUGGGUUUGCUGCGUGCUCAUCAACGCCGUGGUCCUGAACCCCGCCGCUAACCUGGAGCACAAAUUAGUGGGCUUCGUCGUCCUCAUAAUCGGCGCCUGGCUCGCUCUCCUCACGCUCGCCGGGGCGGUGCAGGGCGGGGUGCCGCGCGUGCGGAGAGAUUCCUCAGGGGAUUGUUCUUCUAGCAAGAUCCGCUUAUGCGCAGCAGCUGCAUAG
Molecule: messenger RNA, 447 nt
Organism: Miscanthus lutarioriparius
Lineage: Eukaryota; Viridiplantae; Streptophyta; Magnoliopsida; Poales; Poaceae
Source: the annotation of a GenBank genome assembly